This is a messenger RNA of Sardina pilchardus (European sardine), 1212 nucleotides long. It is a transcript of the gene fundc1, whose product is annotated as FUN14 domain containing 1. Gene Ontology annotation, cellular component: mitochondrial outer membrane. NCBI's taxonomy places the organism in Eukaryota, Metazoa, Chordata, Actinopteri, Clupeiformes, Clupeidae. Gene Ontology annotation, biological process: autophagy of mitochondrion. The record is from RefSeq and is a predicted model, not a curated record. The transcript is spliced from 5 exons. The coding region runs from base 139 to 612 and encodes 157 amino acids.
GCGUACAAGUAUGACCAUUUAUAACGCUAUUGUCUGGUUGCAUUCAGACACUAUGUCGCAGGGCACGUUUAAAAUGUAGCGUUCAUGUGCGUGAUACUGUAUUGUCAACAUUGUUAACGUUGGUCUCUGCGUUUCAAAAUGGCGGACCACGGAGAGGAACAAGAUGCUGAAGUUGAGGAUGUUGAGGAUGAGUUGUAUGAAGUUGUGGACAUCACAGAUUAUGCCAGGCGCCAUCAGUGGUGGAGCCGUGUCUUUGGGAACAAUUCUGGUCCGAUAGCUGAGAAAUACUCUGUGGCCACCCAAAUCAUGAUGGGAGGAGUCACUGGUUGGUGUGCAGGGUAUCUCUUUCAAAGAGUGGGGAAGAUUGCUGCCACUGCUGUUGGUGGCGGAUUUCUACUUUUGCAGAUUGCCAAUCACAGUGGAUAUGUACAGGUUGACUGGAAGAAAGUUGAGAAGGAUGUCAACAAAGCCAAGAAACAUCUGAAAAAGAGAGCUAACAAAGCUGCUCCUGAACUGAACUCCUUCAUAGAAGAGUCCACAGAAUUUGUAAAAAGGAACAUUGUCAUGUCGAGCGGAUUCGUCGGAGGCUUCCUGCUGGGUCUGGCAUCUUAAGCGUUACAGGAGUGGAGUUUGCUGUCAGUCAUCUCGAUCGAGAGAUGCGCUCCCUUUCGUUACUGUGAAACACGGUCUCAUACCGCAGAAUGCAGUGUGGGGCCCUCGGUACUCCACGUCGUCGUCGUCUGUGCAGCAUGCUCAGUUACAAACCCCUCUCAUACUACUGCGUCCCUACAGUCAGUAGAGUUGACUGGGUGCGCACUACAAGCUGCACAACACAACACCACACAACAAGCCAAACGCCAUUAAGAUCUCGGUGUCCUGUAUAUUUUGAUCCAUCUGUUUUGGUUGAUUUGUAGUGUUGUCAGCUUAAGAAUCUCAUGGAAGUGUCCUCCUCGGCGGUGGUCGUGCUUCCAGUUUAGUAGGAAAACUAGAAAUUUCCUCAUGUCAUGUACUGUAUAUGACCAUAAAUAGAAUCAUAUCUAGGUUUUUACAGUAUGUGACUUGCCUUUUGGACAGUGCAAUAUUUGAAGUCAAAUCUAAUAAAGCCUAUUCUUAUCUGCUGUGCACAAUACCAAAAUAACCUUUAUUGUUUACCAUUUUUUUGUUGCUCUGUUACUCUGUGCAUAUAUCUCUGUAAUACAACUCUAAAACAAA